AUGUCUUGGACCUGUGCUGAAAAGAACCAAGAAGUCUUCAGCAAAGUGCAAAGUCAACCUCCUUCACCUUCUUCUGCAGGAACCAGGAGACUUUCCUCUUUCCUUACCAUUGGCUUGUUUAUCUUGGCUCUGCAAUGGGCAGACGGAGGAGCCUUCCCCACAAUACCACUCUCCAGUCUGUUUACCAAUGCUGUGCUAAGAGCACAGCAUCUCCAUCAGCUUGCAACAAAUACCUACAAGGAAUUUGAGCGUUCCUAUAUCCCAGAAGAGCAGCGAUACUCCAACAAGAAUUCUCAGACUGUAUAUUGUUACUCUGAAGCUAUCCCUUCACCCACGAGGAAAGAGGAAACUCAACAAAAAACAGACAUGGAACUGCUGAGGUUUUCACUGAUUCUCAUUCAGUCCUGGCUAAAUCCUAUACGGUUUCUAAGCAGGAUGUUUACAAACAGUCUUGUGUUUGGGACCUCCGACAGAGUCUACGAAAAACUCCAGGACUUGGAACAAGGUAUCCAAGUUCUUAUGAGGGAGGUGGAGGAUGGUACUUCCCAAAGCCUUCAGCUGCUUAGACCCAGCUAUGAAAAGUUUGAAUUCAAUCUCCGGAGUGAAGCUGCUUUGCUGAAAAACUACAAUCUCUUGUCCUGCUUCAGGAAAGACCUGCACAAAGUGGAGACCUUCCUGCGAGUGAUGAAAUGCCGUCGUUUUAGAGAAAUCAGUUGUGUCCCCUAA
Messenger RNA from Protobothrops mucrosquamatus (brown spotted pit viper), 726 nucleotides. RefSeq names its product somatotropin-like. Gene Ontology annotation, biological process: positive regulation of growth; positive regulation of receptor signaling pathway via JAK-STAT; animal organ development. Gene Ontology annotation, cellular component: extracellular region. Bases 1 to 726 code for a protein of 241 amino acids. Gene Ontology annotation, molecular function: growth hormone receptor binding; hormone activity. The transcript has 5 exons. Lineage: Eukaryota; Metazoa; Chordata; Lepidosauria; Squamata; Viperidae. The record is from RefSeq and is a predicted model, not a curated record.